AUUAUACACUGCCGCCUCCCUCAGUCAGCUGUUUUCACGUGGAAACGGAGGAAUUCAAGAACAGCCCUGCUUUCCGGACCCGUGGUUAUAGUCUGCUCUGCCUUGAUCGCGACAUUUCGUCCGCUGCCUCUCACGUCAGCUGUGGAGUUGUGGAGACUCAUAGGAAGUGAAAAUCAGCAGUGGCUUGGGAAAGGGUGCUCAAGCGAAGCUCCAACUUUGUUGAUAGCUUUAACUUAGUUCAUAGUGUAUCGACAUUUAGCUAUAUGUUAAGCUAAUAUGGAGCGAUCAGAGUGUUGGGAAGCCUAUUGAACUGACCAGAUUAAGGCGUUUUGUCACAUAUAGCCGAAGUUACCUUUGCAGUAAACAGCGGUAGGCAGGUAACUUAGGAUAGAUAGAUACAAGCCGGAAGAACUCGCAGUACAGGUUGCUGUGUAGCCUAUGCCUUCAGAGCCUAACCAUUCGGACACCAUAACAUUCCCAGAUGCACUAGAUUAUUGAAUGAUUUUUAUACUUUUGCGAUUUUAUCCAGUGAAAAUAAUCAACCAUGACUGACAUGAGAAGAAAGAAGCUUUAUGUUGUCGUGGAUGUUCUAUGUGUGGUCGUGGCGGCGCUGCCAUUCAUCAUCAUGAACCUCGUGUUCCGGCCGUACCAGCGGGGCAUCUACUGCGACGACGAGAGCAUCAGAUACCCUCUGAAGCCCGACACCAUCACCCACGGUCUGCUGGCAGCCGUCACCAUCUCCUGCACUGUCAUUAUAAUAAGCUCUGGCGAGGCCUACCUGGUCUACAGUAAGAGGAUCCACUCCAACUCGGAUUUCAACCAGUACGUGGCCGCUCUGUAUAAAGUGGUGGGCACCUUCCUGUUUGGAGCCGCCGUGAGCCAGUCCCUCACCGACUUGGCCAAGUUCACCAUCGGGCGGCCUCGCCCAAACUUCAUGACCGUCUGCGCCCCAAAAGCCUGCAAAGGCUACGUGCCGCAGAUCAACUGCACCGGGGCCAUCCGGGACGUCACCGAGUCCAGGUUGUCCUUCUACUCCGGUCACUCCUCGUUUGGAAUGUACUGCAUGCUGUUCUUGGCGCUCUAUGUGCAGGCCAGGCUGGUGGCAAAGUGGGCCAGGCUGCUGCGCCCCACCAUCCAGUUCUUCCUGGUGGCGUUCGCCGUCUACGUGGGCUACACGCGCGUGUCCGACUACAAGCACCACUGGAGCGACGUGCUGGUGGGACUCCUGCAGGGAGCACUCAUAGCCUUGCUCACUGUGCGUUACGUGUCAGACUUCUUCAAGUUGCGUCCGCCUCGCUGUUCCAGCCCCGAGAUGGUAGAGAGCGACGCCCUGGAGCGCAAGCCCAGCAUGCAGAUGGCCGACUCCGAACACAACAACCAUUACACCUACCCUGGACCGGUGUGAGGCCUGCCGCCAGGCUCAGCCUAGCUCAUGCACGGAAACCCUCCCCCCACCCAACAGAGGCGUCAUGAUGGAGGGAGGUCUGCCACCUGGCUCUGCUGCGUCUCUCCUAACGGUUUUCGGUGCGUGACUCAAGCCUCUGACUCUCUCCCGUUUGGCUUGUGAACCACUCAACUACAAAUCCCAUAAGGCCACUGGACUGACUGGGGCAGAGUUAUUGUUGUUCUGAGAGCAACAGCCUUCCUGCCUUCCAAAAAAAAAGGACAUGACUACCUCCUCCCAAUGUAUGCUAGGAGGGGCUGGACUUAUGUUUUUACCUGAACAUCAUUAUUGAUGUUGUAAAAUUAGACUUUUAGGUGGAUUCCUUUUUUUAUGAUGGAGGUGGAAUUUUAAUGUAACCAGUUUUAAGGGGUGCCGAUGGCGGGCCUAGGACUGUACCAGAUGGACACUUUUACGCAUUUAGCUUUUGGGGUGAAAAUGGAUGAGCUCUUUGCACAUUUUGUCUGAACGGUUGUUUCACACUUAAUCACGAAGCUUCACGGUAUGGAAUUAAAGACCAAUGUAAGGUCCAGUCUAUAUUUUUACCAUCAAAAUAACAUUACAUUCAACAUUUGAUAUUUGAAGCUAACUGUUCAUGGUGUCUUUUAACCUUUUUUAUCACUUUCUUUUUUUUUUCAAAGUAAUGCAAGUAAUGCAUUUCACCAGAUCGAGCAUCAAAGUUCUCAUGCUUGUCACAGCAUGAGCACACCUGGCUCUAAUACGAAUUCUUUGUUAAAAAAAAAAAAAAAAAAAAAAAAAAAAGAGGAACUCCCAUCUACGGCGGUAUAGCCAGCUCUUUCAUUGCACCUUAGGCAUCUGGUCUAAGUCACAGAGACUCCCCUUGUUUAGAGGUUCUUUGAUGUCUGCUCUCCUGUGUACAGCCAAUGAGAUCUAGGCUGGACAAGGGAGACACUACGUCUGUUGUGUUUUUUUUUACGGUUUCCAUCAUUCAAGGUCCUCAAAAGCUAUAUACCACUACAUCACACACAUUACAUUCACCAUUGUUGUUGCCCUUAUAGACAUCAGAGUUAUCUUCCGUCUUGUGUUCUGUCAAGUGGGAGUGAAAAUGAAUCAGGGUUUUAAAGGCUAGAGCAAUGAUCUGUUCACUGGUCGUUUCCCAAGUGAAGGUUGAGCAUAAAAUGUGUCAUUUACUUAUUUUGGGAAUUAACAUCUCGGAUCACUAGGUUUGCUAGGAAAUAGAGGUUUCUUGUGCACAAUCAUCUACACUCUACAAUCAUUUUUACUUCUAUUUUGGGCCAGAUUUUCUAAAACCGUUGUGGCACUAAAGACUCAUCAUUAGUGUGCGAUGUGUAUGUCUCUGUCUGUCUAGCUGUCUUUCUAUCCCACGUUUUAUGAGAAUACUGGCACUACAAUGUUGUUAAGAAAACUAAGCCCAGCCAAAUGACUUGUAACCCUGUAAAGGACUUGCAUUAACUCUGCGUAUAUACUCUCACCACUAUUAAAACAUAUUUUGACCAAUCUCUCUCACAGACAAUAUACAGUUUAGAAAAGACUCAAUGCACAUACACUCAGUGUAUAGCCAUAGCACGCAGAAAUAGUUGCAUGCAUAUUGAUGAACACAACUGUUUUAAUUUCCCUUCAUCUCCCUAUCCAUUACGUUUGUUCUGAAAUCAUAAUCUGUAGUUGUUUGGAACUUUGCUCAUCAGACCAUCUGGCAGGAGUGUAACAUUUUCUCUGUUCUGGUUUACUGUCUUAAUUGCCUUUUUUCCCCUAAGGAUCGUGCUAAAGACUAAACACUAAUACAUCUGUGCAGAAAAUGUCAUGUCUGUUAAGGAAGAACCAUUUCCAAAACAAAGUCUCUGAUUCAUCAAGCGAGUCUAACCUGUGUAUUACUGCUCCUCUGAAGAAGAGUGCCAAUGUAUCUGUAAACUCAUUUUAUUUUGGACUUUCUGCUAAUUUGGCAUAAUUGAUGACCUGCCGGUAGGUGUGUUUUAAUAGACUACAGUUCUUUACACUAUAAUAACAAAUGACCCUGGAACUGUGCCUUAUUAUAGUCAUUUUCCAACUGUUGUACAUAAAGUUGCACAUUUAUUUAAUUACACAAAUAAAACAAACAACUUUGAA
Messenger RNA from Clupea harengus (Atlantic herring), 3526 nucleotides. It is a transcript of the gene plpp2b, whose product is annotated as phospholipid phosphatase 2b. Lineage: Eukaryota; Metazoa; Chordata; Actinopteri; Clupeiformes; Clupeidae. The record is from RefSeq and is a predicted model, not a curated record. Gene Ontology annotation, cellular component: plasma membrane. Gene Ontology annotation, molecular function: phosphatidate phosphatase activity. Gene Ontology annotation, biological process: signal transduction; phospholipid metabolic process; phospholipid dephosphorylation.